This is a messenger RNA of Camelina sativa (false flax), 1694 nucleotides long. Its product is annotated as F-box protein At2g16450. The record is from RefSeq and is a predicted model, not a curated record. Lineage: Eukaryota; Viridiplantae; Streptophyta; Magnoliopsida; Brassicales; Brassicaceae. Gene Ontology annotation, molecular function: protein binding.
GAGACUUCAGCGGCUGUAACCCUAAGAAAUUGCUGAGAGAGAGACGUUCUGAAUUCUGAUUCUCACACCCACCGAGUUCUCUUGUUGCACUGUUACUCUUCUCAGAUGAUGAAAUCAACACCUCCCAUGUCGACUGAGCUCAUCCUGGAGAUAAUCUCGAGAUUGCCUGGAGAUGCAGUCGCGAGGUUUCGUUGCGUGUCGAAGCAAUGGGCUUCAUUGUUUGCUACUCCAUACUUCAAGUCCUUGUUUCUGACCAAGUCCUCGUCUAAGCCGCGGCUCUUAUUCGCCAUCGCAGACGACGGUAACCCCAAAAGCUGUGGCGAGUGGUGCUUCUUCUCCUCGCCUCAGCUUGAGGAUCCGUAUGAGAAAUCAUCCUCCUCGGCUCUUGUAUCGGCCGCCGAGUUUCAUGUGAAGAAGUUCUCUCUAGAGGAUAUACAGCUCGAUCAUUACAGUAACAUCAAGUACUUUUCAUGUGGCUACAACUCUGGCUUGGUCUAUUUCCAUGGUUGUCGAUACCAGGGAAGACCUGUCAUCUGUAACCCAAACACUGGACGGUACGCGGUCUUACCUAAACGCUAUACUUACAGAAAAGCUUUUAGCUUUUUCGGAUUUGAUCCGAUUGGGAAGCAGUACAAGGUAUUGUACAUGGCCUAUGCUUCUGGUCCUGGUCAUCAUUAUGUUCUUACGUUUGGAGCUGCUUCUGAUAUGAGCUGGAGAAAGAUUAAAUGUCCCUUGCGACAUGAGAUUAGGAGUGAUGGGGUUUGUAUCAACGGUGUUGUGUACUACUUAGGUGACACCAAGGGUUGGGAUAACAUAAAUGGUGCAACAUUGUCUGAUUAUGUGAUUGUUUGCUUCCAUGUGAGGUCUGAAAAGUUCAGCUUUAUUUUCGUUGAAAGGUUUUGUCGAUUGAUCAACUUUAAGGGCAAAUUAGCUAUGAUUUACUGGGAGGAUGAUUUCGACAUUUAUCAGGCUGCUACUUAUGAGUUGGAUGUCGACAACUAUUUGGAAAAGAAUCUCGUCGCUGAUGCCAAUAAUGAGUUGCAUGUGUGGGUUUUAGAGGAUGUAGCGAAGCAGGAUUGGUCGAAACAUACCUACACUUGGAGUACCGAUAAGGUUUUCUUCCGUCGUCACGUUUACAUCGCUGGAGCGACUGCUUCGGGUGAAAUCGUGUUUUCCAUGCGCAAGUAUACAUCUGGCCAACCGUUUUAUGUUUUCUACUUCAAUCCCGAGAGGAACAUUCUCCAGCGUGUUGAAAUCCAAGGUUUUGGUGAAGGGUUUGAGAAACCUUGUAGCGUUCGCACCUUUGUUAACCACGUUGAGGAUCUUCAUGUUAACGAUUCAGACCUACUCAAGCCAUUCCAUGCUCCACUUGGGGAUACAGACUAUAUAGAAUCAGAUUCAGAUUCUGACAGAGAAGGGACAAGGGGAAGAAGAAAGAGAUGGUUCAUUGGACUUUGUUGAAAGCUAUGAGCAUGUCAUUGGAGUUAUCUGGGCGUUUAUGCUCUUUUUAAUAAGUACCUUUCUUUAAGACUAUUUAAUAAAUCAAGUUUGAUCAUGGCUUCCUGGCCAUCUUGAUUAGCUUCUUUGUGUUCAUCAUCUCUUUCUUGUGAUAAGACUAUUUAGAUUGGAUAUCAAAAGAUACUUUAUGUUGUAGAAACUAGUUGAAUGCAUGUUAUGGUUGAUGAAUACUCCAA